CCCAGUCCCAUAUUUUAUUAUUUCAUGUUUUCUGCCAGCUUUUACAAAGGAAGCUCAAGAUGAAAAUGGCGAUUUGACGAACUAUGUAUCAUUGAUGUAAAACUGAUUUUUCUUUAACCCUAAGCAGAAUUCACUCUGAAUGUACGGUCUAUGUACGAUCGCCAUACACAUGCAUCUCGUUCUUCUUGAUUAGAACUUCAGGGUUUCAACUUGAAACUUUCAAGUCUAGGCUGUUAUUGUUCAGGCGAGGAUCAGCCAUGGAUGUUGAAUUAGUAACAGACGAAAUGCCCGAAGAUGAAGGAUAUGAUUUUGAUGAAAAUUUUGAAGAAUUUUCUACUUUUGAGAGUGAAAGAUGUGGCAUAUGUAUGGAUGUUGUCAUCGACAGAGGAGUUCUUGAUUGCUGCCAACAUUGGUUCUGUUUUACAUGCAUUGACAACUGGGCCACCAUUACAAACUUAUGUCCACUCUGCCAGAUUGAGUUUCAAUUGAUCACAUGUGUGCCGGUGUUUGAUACCAUUGGUGGUAACACAAGCGAUGAUGAUUCCAGAGACGAUGACUGGUCCAUUGAAGGAAAAAACAACACUCUCUCAUUUCCGUCGUACUAUAUUGAUGAGAAUGCAGUUGUCUGCUUGGAUGGGGAUGGCUGCAAAGUCCGGACUGGAUCAGCAGGAAAUGAAGAUGAUUCAAAUCUUGAUACUUCGAUUGCUUGUGACUCGUGUGAUAUAUGGUACCAUGCUUUUUGUGUUGGAUUUGAUCCUGAAGGAUCUUGCGAUAGCUCAUGGUUAUGCCCAAGAUGUGUUUCCGAUAAUGUCCUUGGCAAGUUGGAUGUAUCCAACUCCAUCAACCAAUGUGAUCCAGAGAAUACAAGUAGUAACCCCUCAACUGAGGCUCUUUUUUCUGGUAAAGUAUGUGUCGCUGUUGCUGAUGAUGGUGAAACUGCUGUUGUUGUCUCAAUGGUUGAGGGAGAUCAUGAGGGUGGAGCAUCGGUUGGACAAAUGUUGACCUCACAUUCUAGUGAGAACAUUGAAACUGAGACACCAUCAUCUAAUUCUGUUGUUGAUAUUCCCAAUUCAGUAUCGACUGUCAGAGACUGUAUCAUGCCAAACUUGAAGCCAGAGGACCAAGAACUGCCCUCUUCACACGAAUAUUCAGAUUUCACUUCAUCUUCUGCUGUAUCAGCUAAUGCGGAGACAAACAUUAGUGAUCAAGAUGCAUCUACGUUGAUACUUCUAAAUAGAUCUGCUGAGCAUAUUAACAAUGCAAUAAUAGAUCCUGGUUUAACAGUGGGAUCUUGUACAGAAGGGCUUCCGGGAAAUGAGUCAGAUGACAGGGUGACAACAGGAAAGAAGGAAGUUCCUGUUGCAGCUGGCUCUAAGAGAAAACACAAAGAAAGCAGAGACGCUGAAAAGGGGAGAAUUAAUAAAGGUAAGAGUGAGAAUCCAUAUCAUUUGAAGAAAGUGAAAACUCUGAGUGAUGGACAAAUUGAUCUUAAGCACCAACCAGUUAUAGCCGCUUUAGAUGAUGCGUCCAGGUCAAGGGCAACUGUUCUCAAAGAUAGCAAGACAAGAUGCUCAUCAAAAAAAGAAAGUACAAACAUUAAUAUUAUGGACAUAGUUCAGGGUUCAAAUCACAAGUCUUUGAAGAAAUUUGCACGAGGCCAUCCCGACAGUAUGUCUUCCUGUAAACAAAGGGAAAAUGCUGCUGGCCUGAGAGUAAAAAAGAUAAUGAGAAGAGUUGAUGGUGAAGAUUCAUCUGUGGUAGUACAAAAAUUAAGUAAUGAUAUCAGAGAUGCUGUCCGCAGUAAAUCCACAGUGGAGUUUGAUAAGAAAGGUUUUGAACCAAAACUUCUGGCUGCUUUUAGAGCUGUUGUGGCUGGACCAACAACUGAAACUAUGAAGUCACAUGUGAAUCUGAAGGCAAAACAGUCACUCUUUCAGAAGGGAAAAGUUCGUGAAAAUCUAACAAAAAAGAUUUAUGGCGUCGGGGGAAGGAGACAACGAGCAUGGACUCGAAAUUGUGAAAUUGAAUUCUGGAAACAUCGCUGCUCUAAAGCAUCAAAGCUUGAAAAAAUUCAAACCUUAAAGUCAGUUCUUCACCGCUUAAAAGAUGACUCUGAGAAUGCAGAGGUAAAGCAUGCGACUGGAGAGGCAACAGGUUCCAUCUUAUCAAGGCUAUAUUUGGCAGAUGCUUCUGUUCUUCCUAGAAGUGAGAAUAUUAAGCCCCUUAAUGCUAUGGGUAAAUCUGAGCACAGAAUAGAAAAUGGCCGGCCAGCAACUGCUUUAACACAAUCUCUCCUGAGUCGCACCAACACAGUUCCCCAAAUCAACGAAGCUUCCAAAAUGGAUCCUAUUUCUGUGGGUGCCAAAGUAGCCCCUAAAAUGCCUCCGAGUGCUAUCAAGAAACCCGAUUCUUCUUCCCGAGAACAUUUGAGCAAAUGCCGUGAAGGGCUAGCAAACACCUCCAGUGUACCAUCCAAUGGGGAAUUUGUCACACCUGAAAAUACAAAAUCUGAUAAAAGGAAAUGGGCUUUAGAGUUACUUGCGAGGAAGGCUUCAGCUGUUUCUAAGAAUUCAGCAGGGGGCAAUGCAGAGGAUAAUGUUAUACUGAAACAAAAUUACCCCUUACUAGCUCAACUGCCAAAAGACAUGCUGCCAGCUUUGGCAACAAGCCGUCACAAUAAGGUCCCCAUGUCAAUCAGGCAGGCUCAACUCUACCGUCUUACAGAGCAUCUAUUAAGAAAAGAAAACCUAGCAGUUAUUUGUAGGACUGCAGUAACGGAGUUGGCUGUUGCUGAUGCCAUUAAUAUUGAAAAGGAGGUUGCUGAUAAGUCAAAUAGCAAAUUAGUAUAUGUUAAUCUUUGCUCUCAGGAGCUACUUCGUAGAUCAGAUAAUUCUACUUCUGACAAAGCUGACCAAUGUACUGAAGUACCAUCCAAAAAUAGAUCAGAAUCGUCAAUUGAAAAUCAAGAAUAUGCUGACGCUGCUGUCAAUGAGGCUCUAGCAAAUGCUGGGCUUCUAUCUGAUUCUCCACCAGGUACCCCACGAAGGCCUAUUGAGCAAUUCAAAGACGAGACGUGCUUCUCAGAUGAAGUUGAAGAGGAUGGGCCUUCUGAUGUUCUGGAUGUUGAUGUCCCUCCUCCUGACCUUGAUAUAUAUGGGGAUUUUGAAUACAAUUUGGAUGAUGAUUUCACAGUUGCUGGUAACAGUUCUGUGAUCAUCCCGGAGCCACAUCUGGAUGAAGAAGCCAACAAAAUCAAAGUCGUAUUCUCCACAGUCAACCCUGCUGAUACAUCUGUUAUCACUCUUGAACAACCAAAUAUGGAAGGGAAGGUAACUGUUGAAGCUCCCAAAGUUUCUUCCUGCUCAGUUGAAAAUGUUCUUUCAAGCAAUCAUGCUUCAGUUGAUACUGAUGAUGGAGACCACUGUGCAGAUCUUCAGAGUUCUCUUGUCAAAGUUCCCGAAGAUUCUUCCUGCUUGGUUGAAAAUAUUGUUUCAAGUAGUUGUGCAUCACUUGAUACUGAUAAUAGAGACAAAUGUGCAGACCCUCAGAAUUCUCUUGUUGUGGAACGCGGUGAAGAGCUUUCUACCGUGGAAUGUGAGGAACUGUAUGGGCCUGAUAAAGAACCAUUGAUUAAAAAGUUUCCUGAAAUGGCAUCAAUGAAGCCGUGUGAGCUGGUGAUCAAUAAUCAUGUUUCACAAACAAAUGGGGUCUGCCAAUCAAGCUCAGCUCCUAAUUCAUCUAAUAAGCAUGAGUCCAAGAGUGACACCGAUAAUGUGGAAUCUGCUUCUUCCCAGUGUCCUAUUUCAGAAAAGAGUCCACUUAAAAAAAUACUCGAUGGGAGUGAAAAUGUACAAAGACGGGACCUUCUAUCUAAAUCUAAUUCCAGAAAGGAAUCUGUUAGAACCAUCCCUGUCUCAAGAAAGGUUGAAGCUUAUAUCAAAGAGCAUAUCAGGCCACUAUGCAAGAGCGGUGUGAUCUCAGUCGAACAGUAUAGAUGGGCUGUGAGUAAAACUACUGAGAAAGUUAUGAAAUAUCACUCUAAAGACAAAAAUGCUAAUUUUCUCAUUAAAGAAGGGGAGAAAGUGAAGAAGCUUGCAGAGCAGUAUGUUGAGGCUGCACAGAAUAUGCCAAUGAAGGAAUAGGCGAUGAUGUAAUACUCAAUGUAUAGCUGGUUCUUUUCGUUUAAAUUUACCCCUAUAUCCUCUGAAUGAACGGUAAACUCUUGAUGAUUAAUUCUCGGAGUUUUGCUAUGAUUGCUGCAUGUAUAAAAUGAGAUUCAUCGACAACAUGCCCGGCCACAUUCACCGAUCCUAACACAUCGCUCAAUGAACCUGACAACUUGAAAUUGACAUGGUCUCACCGAGCAUCGGCGGCGUGCAGCUGCAAUAGGGUGUUGAUCUCUCACACACACUAACAUCUUGAUCUUCGGAAACCAAAUAGAAGAAGCCUUCAAGCUUUGUGGCACCAUAAAUGAUGCUAGAUUGCCUGUGUUGCUUAUUGCGGAGUUUUUGACAACCUUCUGAUGUAAUUUCAUCAUUAGAUACAAUGAAUUGUAUAUAUAUAUACUCUGUAUUGUUUUACGUUACCUACUCUGUCAUUGAGCUAUUAUCAGAACUUAUUGUCUGCUUAAUGACUACUUACUGUCUAUGUAUUGUCUGCUAUUGAGCUAUUAUUAGAACUUAUUGUUUGUUUACUGAC
This is a messenger RNA of Cuscuta epithymum, 4698 nucleotides long. The record is from the annotation of a GenBank genome assembly. NCBI's taxonomy places the organism in Eukaryota, Viridiplantae, Streptophyta, Magnoliopsida, Solanales, Convolvulaceae.